CAGCUGUAAUCUGUCAACAUGUCUGUUUAUUGCAUAGUUUAAUCUAUAUCUUAUUAGUUUUAUCUUGAAAAAUGAUUUAAAACGAUAACGAUUUAAAAUUUUAUCAAUAAAACUCAAAUGAAAAUUAGUACUGGAAUAGUUUUGAGUUCGAACAUGUCGCCCCAUCCUCCUACGAGAGUGGUACUGCUUUCGUGUGGGUCAUUUAAUCCAAUUACUCAUAUGCAUUUGCGAAUGUUCGAAAUUGCGAAAGAUUAUCUUCACAAAAUGGGCAAUUGUACAGUUAUUGGUGGUAUAAUAUCGCCAGUACAUGAUGGAUAUGGUAAAAAUGAGUUAAUAUCGUCCACUCAUAGAGUAGAGAUGGUCAAAUUGGCAUUACAAAAUCAUGACUGGGUCAAAUUGUCUGACUGGGAAUGCAGACAAGAAUCUUGGUCCAAAACCAAACAAGUUAUACAGUACCAUCAAAAUCAUUUAAACGCGUUAUUUAAUCAGUAUUGUGAAAACGAUCAAUGCGAUGUGAAUGAAAAUGAAUUAAAAUGGAUACCAGAUGUUAAAUCUGAUACAAGAACACCUAUUAAAGUAAAAUUACUGUGUGGAGCUGAUCUGUUAGAGUCGUUUGGUACUCCAGGUCUAUGGGCAGAUGAAGAUCUAGAAGAAAUUGUGGGUCGACAAGGUCUUGUAGUCGUCACAAGAAUGAAUUCCAAUCCUUCUGAAUUUGUUUACAAUUCUGAUCUACUUACUAAAUAUAUGGGCAAUAUAGCAAUCAUAACUGAAUGGAUAACAAACGAAAUUAGUUCAACAAAAAUUCGACGGGCGUUACGUAGAAGCGAAUCAGUUAGAUAUCUACUGCCUGAUAAAGUGUUGGAAUACAUUUAUAAAAAUUGUUUGUAUGGUUCACAGCGGACGUAGCAUCUUUAUUACGACCUGCAUGUCUGUAGUAGACCUUCAUUGCUGUGGCUAUGCUUGUAUCCGUCGUAGUGAUAAAUUUCAAAAAAUUAUUUUCCUUUUAAAAACCACUACUUGUUUGUCGCUUCUAAAUGAAACAUUACAGAAAAGCGAUAGAAAUAGUUCCUAUAAAGUUUAGAACGUAUUAUAGGGAUUUAUCGCGAGAGUGAUAGAAGAUCUUAAUUUAAGAUUCAAUUAUUUGUUAUUUCUUGUUUUGUUUUUAUAUUUUUUUUAUUGAAUAGUACUUAAAAUUUUUUAUACAAAUGUUAAAUCGUUUUGUUUUUACAUAAUAAAACUAUAUGUUAGUUUUUGA
This is a messenger RNA of Psylliodes chrysocephalus, 1255 nucleotides long. The record is from the annotation of a GenBank genome assembly. Lineage: Eukaryota; Metazoa; Arthropoda; Insecta; Coleoptera; Chrysomelidae.